Leptomonas pyrrhocoris is the source of this 2559-nucleotide messenger RNA. RefSeq lists its product as hypothetical. The coding region runs from base 115 to 2559 and encodes 814 amino acids. Gene Ontology annotation, cellular component: nucleolus. Gene Ontology annotation, biological process: positive regulation of rRNA processing; positive regulation of transcription by RNA polymerase I. Gene Ontology annotation, molecular function: protein binding; RNA binding. NCBI's taxonomy places the organism in Eukaryota, Euglenozoa, Kinetoplastea, Trypanosomatida, Trypanosomatidae. The record is from RefSeq and is a predicted model, not a curated record. The transcript has a single exon.
AGUUGUAUGCCGAGUGCACAAGCACGGUAGUUUUCGUCAGAGUUCGAGAGCACAGUUUUGUGUCUUGCGAAUAGCAGCAGAAGCAAAGGACGAACAGCAGCUAGGAGCACACCCAUGCAGAGCUCUUUUGCCGCGUGCUCGCAGGUGGUCUGCGUGGCCGAGGACACCGCCGUCUCCUUCUACGCCCCCAAGUCGCUCAAGAAGUUUCGCGUGGAGCGCCUUGGCGGGUCGCGUGUGUGCGGCAUGCAUCUCCAGGCCAUCUCGACCGCCACGGCCACCUUGCAUGUCAUUGAUGCGGAGGGGACAUGGUAUCAGUUCUCGAUGCAGGGCGGUGCACCGACCCUCACCAAGUCGAGCGCCAUCGUCCUCCCCACCACAGAAGUCGCGGCGGCCGCCUCUUCCUCCUCCGCCGCGUCAUUGUCGGACAACGCGACGGCGUCGCCAAUGCAACGCGAGAAGGCGCCACCGUCCGCGAGUAGUGAUACCGCAACUGGAAACCCACAGACGUCAGAAGAUGCAACGAGUGCGGUCGUGGUGUCCGCCCACUUCCACACCCAGCCGGGCGGUCAGCUGUACGCGGUGCUGCUCACCAGUUCGGCGGUGCUGGAGGUAGCUUUGAGUGAGGCACCGGCGUCUACUGCGCCGACCGCAGUGGCAGUGCAUGCUUUUCAGCAUCCGACGCAGCACGCGCACCUCGCUGUGGGGCUUUUAACGGGCCUGAUAGCGGUGGCGGCGCCGCAGGCACGUGAGUUCUACUUCUCCGCCUUCGCCGAUCGCAUUGCUGCGCAUCAGCCGCAGCCGCAGCGCCGAUCGUCCUGCCCUCCGCUCGGAGUCCGUUCCGUCAACGUCGAGAUCCAAAGCGUCGCCUGCAGCCCUGUGCACAUGUCCGUCGCUGUCGGCGGUAGCCGUGGUGAGCUACUAAUCUUUGUGGACGUGCAGGAGGCCCACAGCUUCUCCGAUCACUGGCACCACACGCCGCUGACGGCGCUGGCCUUCGCGGUGGAUGGCAGCGCCGUGUAUACCGGAGGACGAGAGGCGGUUAUGCUGGUGUGGGACCUCGUGUCCUUCAGCCACAAGAAGAUUAAGUGCCACCUGGGACCGAUGCGGGCCAUCACGCCCUUGCGCGACGCCGGUGCGCAGCUGCUCGUGUCGUGUGGGACGUCCACGCUGGCGGUCGUUGAUUUGCUCCAGAUGCGUGUGACCGCGUCGGCGGAGGGCAUUGAGUGGGCCGCCGAGGACGUUUGCACGGGUCUGGUGGUGGAGCAGUGGCGGGGCCAACCCGCCGUGGUGCUGACGGGCAUGCCGAACGUGUUGCGUGUGUGCGACCCCUACACCCAGCAGUCCAUCUACUCGCUACACGUGUCGUCGCAGAUGGAGACGAUUGCGACGCCGCCGCGGCACGGCAUCCAGUUGGUGGGCAUGCUGAACGAGGGGCGCUCACUGGUCACCUACGAGUCGUUCUCCUCGACGGUGCUGCCGCCUCUGCUGCGCUUCUGGGAGUACGACGCGCGACGCAAGCAGCACGUGGAGACGCAGACCGUGUACUCCCCCCACCGGUCUGCCGUGCUGGCGCUGGAGGCCGACAAGCGCGGUCGGCGCGUCUUCACGCUGAGCAGGGAUGCCGUGAAGUGCUGGGCGCAGACGGCGUACACCGCCCGCGACACCUACGGCACGACCGCCGGUGGCUGGCACACCCACUCCACCAUCGCCACCCCGUCCCAGAAUGCGCGGACGAUGGCCCUGUCGGCCGACGGCUCGCUCUGCUUCGUCGCCGACGACUGCCUGCACGUCUACUCUGUCAAAGCAUGUCGGCCCGGUGAGCCGUGGCCGUUGCUGCGCAUGUUGCCGCAGUACACGGAGACGGCGCCGCUGCUGCAGGUGGUGGUGGCCCCGGACUGUCGUCACGUCGUCGCCGCCGGAGCUCGUCAGCUCUUCUUCUGGGCCCUGGACGGAGCGGCCGAGGAGCCGACAGUGUUCAGCGUGGCGAGGGGGCGCAUCACCGCCCUCUGCGCUUUCUCGGACACCACCGUUGUCGCCGCCUUGUCCGACACCUCGCUGGUGGAGCUGCGCUGCUGCGCUGCCUCCUCUGCUGCGGCGGAGGGCGACGACGACGCACAGAAAGUGCCGCAGCUGGGAGAGGUGGUCCGCCGUGUGCCGCGUGCGUCGCGCUUCCCGCUGCGCCACAUGGCCGCCCUGCACCUCAACAGCCAACGCCUCGCUGCAGUGGACGCGGUGACGGGCUUUAAGGUGCUGCAUCUUCCAUCCGGCGCCUCGCAGUCCUCCACGUUCGAGUGGACAGGAGGGGAGGAGGAGGGUGACAGUGCGGACGGCGCGGCGCGGCGCCAGCGGCAGCAACAGUUGCAGUCCUUCUUUAAGGACAUGACGUCCAUCCAAGACUCCUACGAGAACGGCGUGGCGGCUGGGCAACAGGGGUCACUAGCGACGGCACAGCAGAUGAUCCAAGCGGAUAAGUGGUUAGAAGAGGUGCUCGGUGAGCCAGCCUACACGGCGCCACCGAUGAGCGCGGUGCUGUCAACCUAUCUCCAGCGUCUCUCGUAA